Molecule: messenger RNA, 546 nt
Organism: Lactuca virosa
Lineage: Eukaryota; Viridiplantae; Streptophyta; Magnoliopsida; Asterales; Asteraceae
Source: the annotation of a GenBank genome assembly
AUGGAAUCCAACUCUAAUUUCAUAUCCAACUCUAAUUUCAUAUCUCACUCUCUCAAAAACACAUACACAAACUUAACAUCUCUCUGUCUACCAUGUUCAUCUUCAUCUGAUCAUCAUCUUCGUUAUGGUGAAGAUGUGAAACAAGAAACAACCAGCUUGGGGCGUGAACAAAUUGAUGUCAUUGGGGCAUUUCCACAAAUAGUUGGUGUGCUACUUAAGAAGAUCACCAUGAAAUCUUUGUUUUUACUUCUAAUUGAAAUCCAAAUUGGAGCUGAACUCAAUAUACACAAAUGUGCCAGUGUAAUCGAAGUUCUUGAUUUCUCGUGUAUCACUAAACCGCCACCGUCACUGUUUUCCACGCCUUCGGAUUGCCGUCGAUGGUUUCCGGCGAUUGAGCAGACUUUCGACUGUGGGUGGUUUAAUGCGGAAGGACGAAGAUCAGCAUCUAGGGUGGUUGUGUUGGCGGAAAUAGGUGGUAGUCAUCGGUAUGGUGGUGAGGUUAGGGCAGCGGAACCAAUUAAAGAAUGGAUCAACAUCACUAUUUGA